Molecule: messenger RNA, 1005 nt
Organism: Triticum aestivum (bread wheat)
Lineage: Eukaryota; Viridiplantae; Streptophyta; Magnoliopsida; Poales; Poaceae
Exons: 2
Coding region: 316-747 (143 amino acids)
Source: RefSeq, a predicted model, not a curated record
GGAAUCUCCAAGCCAGCGGUCGAACCAAAACAGGGUCGAGGACCCGGAACCCACCGAGAUGGAAGUGCCAAUCCGGAGCACGGGGAGGAGCUGAAUCACCGCCUGCCAGAACUGGGAUCCCCCAGAGCGCUGGCAGAAAGCAAGAGGUUGUCCUCGGAGGUACUUAUUCUGAAUGAUGGUAAGCCAGAGGCCGCCCUCCCCGUUGGCAAUACGCCAUAGCCAUCGGGACAGGAGAGCAAUGUUCAUGCGACGGGAGGAUAAGAUCCCCAGACCUCCCUGGUCCUUGGGUUUGCAAAUGUCCGGCCAGCUCACUAUAUGGUAUUUUUGCUUGUCCCCCUCGCCAGCCCAGUAAAAUCUGGACUGAUAUUUGGCCACCUCCUGGUGAAGCGUCUCAUGGAGUCUAUAGAAGCUCAUGAGGAACCAGAGAAGGCUAGCCAGCGAGGAGUUGAUGAGGAUUACCCGCGCCGCCUUCGAGAGCCACCGGCGAAGGAAAAUCAUCCGUUGAGCCGUCCAAUGCCAAGUUCUCAAGCGGAAGGAGAACAUCCGUCAAGCCGUCCAUCGCCUGAGCCGACUACACCAGAGGUGCUAAAGGCGUCCGAUCCAACUCAGGUGGAGGCCAAGGAGGUUCGGCUCUCGGACAUUGCACCAAUAACGCUGGAUGAUACCGACGUGCGGACUGUAAGUUUCAUAUAUUCAGAUUGGGGCAUGUCUUCCUGUUAUUUUGCCGUCAAAGCUGAAAAAGAGUGAUGCUAAUUCGCUAAAGGUCGAUGUGGUCAUGAUGCAUAUCAUGGUUCUCUGACCUUGGAUCAAUUUACCCUUCAUUUACAUGAUAUAUUGCUAGGAAAGAGACACUGGGCUCCAUAUUAUCAUUAUCAUAUAUGCUAGACUAGAGGUGGUGGUCACUGGUGAGGUGAAGUGGCAAUUUAUGCAGUAACAUCCCAACUGUAAACUGACUAUGAUGUACUACCUCUGUUUCAACAGAUUUCAGCAAUAGUGCUUCUAUCA